Molecule: messenger RNA, 2949 nt
Organism: Saccostrea echinata
Lineage: Eukaryota; Metazoa; Mollusca; Bivalvia; Ostreida; Ostreidae
Product: V(D)J recombination-activating protein 1-like
Exons: 1
Coding region: 1-2949 (982 amino acids)
Biological process (GO): V(D)J recombination
Molecular function (GO): ubiquitin protein ligase activity; endonuclease activity; sequence-specific DNA binding
Source: RefSeq, a predicted model, not a curated record
AUGGAGCAUGAAUUAAAGUUGAAGUGUAUGUGUAGACUCUGUGGUGUGAAAAUCCCCAUCAAUUCUAAGUCUCAUCCCAAAGAAAACUUCAAGUCUGCAAUUACCUCCCUUUACAACAUUGACAUUGACAGUGACUCUGAGAACAUUCAUCCUUCUAAAAUUUGCACCGCGUGUAGACUUAGACUGACAAGACACAGCCAAGCUGAAGAUGACAUUGUAGUUAAUUUACCUGUUUUAUAUGAAUUUUUGCCUCAUUCAGACAACUGUGACAUUUGUUAUGUAAAACCUGGCAGACCAAAGAAAAUCUUAAAGAGAAAGUUAAGCAUCCCAUCCCAGUCCAAAAAGAACAGUUUCAUCCGACAAGAACAUUCCUAUCACAGCGCGGACAAAGACAAGUCAAGACCUUCGACAGAGACAACAGACAUCACGUCCUCUGACUGCCCUUCAUCUUCAUCCUCCUUUUGUUCCCAUGUAGAUAAUUCCCCUGUAGAUCAUCCAUCGGGUUCAACAUCAUGCUCCAUUUGUCCCCCUGUAGAUAGCUCACUUUUUCCCCCUGUAGAUAAAUUGUCAAUUGUUGAUUCAUGUACAGUCACUACUUCUGAGUCUGCAUCUGAAAUGUUUAAAAAUGUUGUUAUUAGGAGCAUUCCUACUGAGCGAUUCUGCAAUGCAGAAGUUGCACAAUCUUUUAUGUGUACAAUUUGUCGAGGUGUCCCAUGUGAUCCCUAUAUUUCAAAAUGUAAUCACAUUUUUUGUAAAGAAUGCAUUUUUGGUUGGUUUUCUUUGUCGAGCGCAUGUCCAGUAUGUAGAUCAUUGCUUGAUGAGAGUGAGGUGUCCCCCCUCCAUGGUCAUCUUCUUCAAAUUUAUGAUACCUUGUUAGUGCAUUGUAUUCAUGAAAACUGUUCAAAGUCACUUUUGAUUAGAAAUAUUGAUGAACAUGAAAAUACCUGUUCAAUGAGAGGUACAAAAUUUUUGUUUGAUGUAACAACAAAACCUAAGGUCUUUAAAUUACCCCUUCAUUCUGUCUCUGCAAAACACACACGCCAUAAACGUCUGAAACCUAUUAUAUCUCAAGUGAAUGAAUUUUGUAAAAUGCAAGAUGAGAACAAGUCUGACGUUUUGUUUUUUAUGUUGAAAGAUCAUUUAAAGGAUAUUAAUGAUCCCCGUUGGAAACAAAUUGAGAAUUUGUGGUUAGGAAACGAUAGUACUCUUUCUCCAGAACAGUGUUUAGCAAUUAGAGUUGACCUUUUGCAAAGUAAGGGACAAUAUAGAUCCCAGUAUGAUUUUCUUUCUCAAAACAAUGUUCAUAUUUUUCAAGCCCCCAGCAAAAUGGAAAGUUGUGAGAAUUUGUUUAUGCCAUCUGCGGCUGUUUUUCAAGUUAUUGAUAAUGAGGGCAAUGUAUUGUUCGAAAACUCUAAAAAUCCUCACACAGAGCCUUUAAAUGUAAAUGAAUGUUUUAUGCCAGAUUUUGUUGAGAUGGCAACUCCAAACUGUAUGGGAGUUAGGUUUUCUUAUUUUGAAGCACUUUCCAUUACCCUGCAAGAACUCGAGUCUGAUAUUGUAAAUGGUUUAGGAAAACAUGGGUUGAAUAUUGAAAAUGUCCUUUUUCAUACAAUUGUUAAAGACGGGUGUGAUGGAAUGGGUGAAGUCUCUGUAUACAAAGAAAAAGAUUACAAAAUGUUACCGGAUAAAGCUUUUAGAUUUUCUUUUUGUAUAGUCCAAAUUCAAGCUGAAUAUCAAGGCAAAAUGUAUGAUGUUUUUACUGAGCCAUUGCCAAACAGUGUUCGAACAAACAGACCACUUUUAGAAUCAAUUUCUGAUGAAAACAAUCAUGUAUCUAAUGUUGUCUGCAUUUUACCUAUUGAAAAUGAAAGAGAAAUUUUGAUGCAAAAUCGCAUGCAUGUGAAAACAAAACAGGGUUGGAUGUUUCAUAAAUUUUCAUUUUUUAAUUCUAUGGUUGACGAAAAAAGAGACAGGGGAGACUCUGGUCUUCAGGGUAGUGGGUCAAAAUAUUUGUGUACUUUAUGUGAUGCAGAUAAACAAUCUGCAAAAGAAUUUCUGGGAUCUUUUUCAAUUAACAGGUCAGUGUCUGAAUGUUCAAAUAUAGCUGAAAUUUUACGUGUCAAUCCAAAUUCUUUGUCAGAAAAUGAAUUGAAAAAAAUUUCAAAAGGUGUAAAAUCUGCUCCCCUUACAAAAAUUGAACCAAUUCAGAAAGGUAUAGAUGCCACACAUGCAGAUAUUAAUUUAGGACAGUUUUUUAAGAAAGUUAUUGUUCGUGAAAUUGCUGGUGUUACAAAAUGGGAACUUACACAAGAUGUAAAACCUUUAGUUCAAAAUGCAGAGUCUUUGUUUGAUCAACAUAUGAAAUGUAAUUGUGGAAUUAAUCCCCAGCUUAUGAUGCCUGGUAAUUAUGCCAGAACCCUUUUUGAAACUCCUCAUUCUGUUUUGUUGGAACUUGUUUCAGAUUCUGUCAGAAAAGAAAAUCUGUCUUCUGUUUUGAAUGUAUUUUUACAACUUAGGAAAGUUUAUAGAUGUAAAGAUCCUCAGAAAGAAUGUCCAUUAGAUGUAAAAAAUUAUAAAAAAAAUGCUGUUAAAAUGGGGAGUCUUUUACUGGAACAUUUUGAUUAUGUAGAGUGGCCCAAUUAUUUACAUAAAAUUAUUGAACAUGUUCAGCAACUUAUAGAGGACCCAAAUGGGCCUGGGUCAAUUGGGGCUUUUAGUAGUGAGGGCAAUGAGGCAGGCAACAAACUUUUUAGACAUUUUAGAAAAAAUCUCUCCCGACGUGGAAAUACCUAUGGCAGUUUGUGUGAUGUUUUAAAACUUCAUUGGCUUUAUAGUAGCAAGGCUCUUUUUAAGCUUGCCGAGGUUGAGCACAAGAAAACUCGCUGUUCUUUAUGUUUUACUUGCGGUCAUAAUAAGAGAACUUGUCCACUUCUUAAUGCUAGUUUGUAA